Messenger RNA from Chilo suppressalis (striped riceborer), 948 nucleotides. The record is from the annotation of a GenBank genome assembly. Lineage: Eukaryota; Metazoa; Arthropoda; Insecta; Lepidoptera; Crambidae.
AUGAUGGAAGGCAGGACAAUCGAUUACAGGCCGGACGGAGGCGGUCUUGAUUAUCACAAUUCGCCUUUGAUGGCCGAGAUUCCAAUAGACAAUUACUCUCACAUACACAGAAGUAUAGAACACCUAAGAUCUAUAGGUGUGCCACCUCCUUUAGACCACCAUAGACAUUUAGCGGCGAACAUAACAGACCUGAGAAGGUACGAACAUCCCGAUGAAAUACCAGAAAUCAAACCGCCACUUUUAAGACUGUCCGAGUUCAAAAGCGGACUCCACGAUAUAAGAGUUAAUAACGAUCAAGAGAACGAUGUUCAGAGACAGAUGACUCCUCAAGACGAUGGUGGUAAGGGGUACAGCGCGCCGUCUACACCUCUUUCGGAGAACGGCGGGCAUGGGGUUCAGGAGGAAAAGGAUGCGCAGAUUUGGGAUUUGAAAUUCGAGCAGGAUGUUGCUUCUGAGAGGGAUGUUGACCCGUCCCACGACCCGACAGCAGCCGCGCCUACGGCGGCACCGUUUGGUGAGCACCCGUACUGGCCUAAAGUGAGUCCGGACUCAGCAGCGCACAUGUCCGACGAUGGUGGGUACCACCAGCAACGUGAGAGCGACGAUCACCACGAGCAGCAGUUACAACAACAGCGGGCGUUGUUCUCUCAACACGAGAGCCAAGACGAUCGCAUACAGCCUCCCGUCUCGUCCGCUGCCAAUUCAGCGUUCACGCCGAUCAAUUCAAUGGCCCCGCAUCUCAAUGGGCUCUCCCAUCAUAGUGCUCUCCCCACUCGACCUUACCUAUACGAUCCCCUGCAUUUCCAACAAGGCAAACAGCAGCCGAAUUCCUUCCCCAACCAGCUCAUAUCGCUGCACCAGAUCAGGAAUUACGCUCACCAACCCUCUGCACUACUGCCGGCGGAACACAUUCUUCCACACGCCCUAUCUCACAAAGACAAACAGUAA